AUGACAUAGUGCUUAAAUCAAUACAGCCAUGGUAGAUUGGAUGUAGACUGUAAUCAGGCCUACUGUUGAAGAGGAGAUGUGCUGUCCCCGGGGCGAAACACAAUGCUAAGGACAAGAGAAGGAGCAGCUCACAUGAUUACGAUGUGACUGUCUUCUGAGACUGUGGGUGUUUGAAUAUAUGUGUGUUUUUGGAUUCAAUGAGAGAGCUAGCAUUUCACUGCUCUCAUUGUCCUCCAUGUAAGGCUGAUGAGAAGCACCAGUCCUUGGGCUGCCAUCUGCCUGAGCGCCUCUACCCGGACAGGCUCUGGCUAAUGAUCUGGAGGAAAAAACUCUACUGGAUGUGGAGCCACGGCCCUGAAAAUGGGAAGCUGAAAAUUAGGCUGUGAAUAAGGUCCCCUCUCUUCAGAGCAUCAACAGGGACAUAGGCAUUGUGGAGUUUAAAGCAAACCAGCUGAGUUUUUACAUAUCAGACGAGACUCAACACUGGAAUCCACUUCACUGUUCAAGGAAGUUCUGCCCCUCAAAGAACCGAAACACGUCUUACAUCAGGAUUGUCAACGAUUGUCAACAGCUACUACCCUCUUGACUCUAGAUGGGUGCAGUCUUUAUGAAGCUCUGCUGCUGCUGCUGCGUUGCCGACGAUGACGAUGAUGAUGAAAAGCAGCCUUUAGUACCUCAGGAUCCAUUGGAGUACUUUAACCGCGAAGUCCAGAAGCGUCGUGAUGAGGAGACCAACCUGUGGAGCGAGCCAGGGGACCCCAGUCACUCGGAGAGACAGGAUGACCGUGUCCUUUACAGCCUGCUGCAGGCCAGGAACAAGACCCGCAUGGGAUCCACGGGCUAUCGCCGACUAAGUGUUGACAUUGAAGCCAUGAGAGACACCCGUCGAGAGGUCAGAGACAAAUGGAAGACAAUCCUGGAGAAUUUAGGUUUCAUGGCAGAGGCAGACUCGCUUCUGACGGUGUCUGCUGGAGCCUCAAAUGACCGCAUGCGUAAUGCCCCAGCAGCACGUGCAAUGCUGAAAACACUCCACACUGAGACGUCCAUCUUCAGCAGCAGAGAGCCACCGCCGGAAAGAUAUCUGCUAAUCCUGGAUCGUCUACUGUAUCUAGAUAUAGCUGAAGAUUUUCUGGCAAAGGCAAAGCGCUUCUAUCCUCCAAAGGAAGAUUCUGACGAGGAGACACCGGGCCUGGCCAUAAACCUGCCGCUGCUGCUGGCCAGGGUAGAGGCCAUGAACGGAAGAGGCAAUGAUGAUGAUGAAGAAGAUGAGAACGACAGCGGAAGAGAGGAUGGCAACAUGAGUGACAGAUCCUAAGAUCUACUGGUUGCAGUAAUAAUUGACACAAGGCAGGGGGCAGUAGUCAUCAACCCUGGAGACCUGGAUAACAGAAUCUAUAGCUUUUACAUUCAUGUGUCUGUUUCGUCAUACGUGUUGUUGCUUCUUGGAAAUUUUAGGCUGACCAGUUUCUUCUUUCCUCCCCAGCUUCACAGCUUGAGUUUUAUUAUGUUUCCUCCUGUCAAAGGGCUUUGUAGAUUGUCUGGUUAAUGUUACCAUGGUGUUUAAUGUUUUUUUUUUUUCUGUCUACCACAGACUUUUUUCAAAUCCUCAGCCUGUUCAUUGUUCAGCUGUGAACCUUCAGGGUAGCGAUGUUCCUUGAGUAGGGCCUCUUUCUAUUUUGUCCUAUGACCAUCAGCAAGCAUUUUCAGUCAAUCACAUGAUCGGUAACAACACUGAAUAAAUAGCCCAGUAAACUGAUGUCAGCUUUUUCACAAGAAUGUGUGUUUGUCUAACUUUGAAGUCCUUAAAGUCUGUAUUUGUCUUCAAACAUUUAGGAAAAUAGCAGAUGGAAAUAUAAUAUAGUUAGUACAGUAUGUUGAACUCUUUAAAUUGGUUGUGUAUGUGACUGAGGUGACUUUUAGGUGACGUAUGAGGGCGUGUUUUUUCCCCUCCAGCAAUUUACUGAAAAUGUGAAAGUGGGAGAUUGUAUGUGUUCUGGUAUGCCGUUUAUGGUAAAAUAAAGUUCUAGGCUUAAGUGUCACAUGUCGGUAUGAUGCCCUCCCUGGGGCUGCCUCAUGUGAAGUAAUAUGGAGCUUCAAAAAAAUAAAGAAAAAAAGAAGAAUUUGCAUGACUAUCAGCAACCCAGAGCUGAAAUAGGGUUUCCUGUGUGGGAAUCAAAUGAGCUGUGAUUUCAGGGAAACUGCGGCACGAGAGCAACAUUCCUUUGAAGUUAAAACAAGGGUCUUCUUCAGUCUGUCCCUGUGCCCUCACGUGGCCUGUCGGCUGAGUGCUCAUGUCUGGCUUACACUCUGAUCCACAGACACGCUGCAAAUCCUGGCCUGGUGCUGCCUGUACCUCGUCUCACCAUCCCGCUGGGACCAGACUGGGUUGAAAGAUGGAUGGUGAGGGUGGUGUUUUUGGUGGUCAGCUGCUUCUUGUUGUUGUUGCUGUUGUUAUGUAAGAGAGACACUCUGCUGAGGGCACAUGUUUGUACACGGCACCAGCCUGCUGGCACACUGGCACGCACACACACACUGAAAUAGCUGGUAACACUUGACUCUGUGGUGCCGAUAUGGAAACACAAGUGUGAACGUUGU
Molecule: messenger RNA, 2595 nt
Organism: Epinephelus moara (kelp grouper)
Lineage: Eukaryota; Metazoa; Chordata; Actinopteri; Perciformes; Serranidae
Gene: mreg
Product: melanoregulin
Exons: 6
Coding region: 593-1315 (240 amino acids)
Biological process (GO): melanosome transport
Cellular component (GO): melanosome
Source: RefSeq, a predicted model, not a curated record